AUGACGUCUCGACAGCGCCGAUGGCACUUUUACGAUCUGGUCCAGAAGAAUGCAUUCGUAAAGGGCAUGAUCAUCAACUAUCCAUCUAUGAACAUCUGCCAGGCAAACGAUCCCAACGCUGUACAGACGCAGUUUGGGGCAUUAGGCACCGCAGGCGGAAGCGGCCCAUUGGCAAAGUCUACGGCUAUCCGGGUAGAUUGCUUCGGACUGAAAAAGGAGGGAGACGACGAAUACUACUGCUGGGACGAAGACUUGAAGAGGAACGUCGCUGUCACUCCGGGAAAGGGGGUCUAUGACAUAGCCAAAUAUUGUCCGUACCAGCCCGUAACCGGCUCAUUUGGCAACAUACUAGACUCCAUUAGGCUUCCGCGCGAUUCUCGCAUUCAGGUACACGGAACGAUCGAUGAACAGGUUCUGAACUCCAUUCUUCAAAAGCGAGCGCGGCGACUUCUCCAGAAGUUAACCUUGACUAUGCCACCGGAAAUGUGGAUUGAGGUAGUUCAGAAACGUCUCGACAAUGACAAGGAAGCCCUUCAAAUGCAGAAAGAUAGAAUCAGCAGCGAGCAGACGAAGCGGAGGCAGCGUCCCAAAGACCAACCCCAUCAACAUGCAAAGACUGGACAAGCUCAGCCACAAGCCCUCGAUGAGCGCAAUACAAAAGCAGGCUCCAAACGCCAGGCCGUCCGGAGUGAUACAACCAUGAAGACGUAUGACACGAAGCGAGCUAGGACGUCGACGGACGUCAGCAUGCGCACCCCUGCCUCUAUCCUUCAUGCAGACUUCCGGGGAGUCACAACCACUGAGUGGCCCAACAACAUGCGCGGUCCGCCAAUUCAGGGUCCACCCAGCCGAAUUCCAGUGGCUCGACGCGACAAAGGCCCAGGCAGCAAUGGCGGAAGCUUCACUGCCCCCCAGAAUAUGCCGCCACCACCACCGCAGCGCCGUUGGCCCCUCGGCAGACAACUUCCAGGAAACCGUCCGCGGACCACCGACGAUCGCGUGCGCGAACCUGCACUUCCCGACCAAGUACCUGAGACCCGCAAGCGUCGCAACAGUUAUACCAACGAACACGACAAUGAAGACUAG
Alternaria incomplexa is the source of this 1086-nucleotide messenger RNA. RefSeq lists its product as uncharacterized. The record is from RefSeq and is a predicted model, not a curated record. The transcript has 3 exons. NCBI's taxonomy places the organism in Eukaryota, Fungi, Ascomycota, Dothideomycetes, Pleosporales, Pleosporaceae. Bases 1 to 1086 code for a protein of 361 amino acids.